Molecule: messenger RNA, 300 nt
Organism: Candidula unifasciata
Lineage: Eukaryota; Metazoa; Mollusca; Gastropoda; Stylommatophora; Geomitridae
Source: the annotation of a GenBank genome assembly
AUGUUCAUCAUGUGGAUGGCCGGCAGCUCCAUCUCCAUCUUCCCCAUCAUGAUGGUGGGCAUGAUGUUCUUCAGGCCCAUCCAGGCCAUGCUGGCCAUACAGAACACAUUCAAAAGUAUUGAGGGCAACCAGGCAGCCUUCCAGAAACUAGUCUACUGUUUUGGCAACUUAGUCUGCUUGGCCCUGGCCGUGUAUAAAUGUCAGACCAUGGGAUUGUUGCCGACCCAUGCAUCCGACUGGCUGGCUUUUGUACAACCACAGCAGAGAAUGGAGUGGUCUGGGGGAGGAAUGUAUCUGUAA